Molecule: messenger RNA, 637 nt
Organism: Musca domestica (house fly)
Lineage: Eukaryota; Metazoa; Arthropoda; Insecta; Diptera; Muscidae
Gene: Fer3HCH
Product: ferritin-2 heavy chain
Exons: 3
Coding region: 25-594 (189 amino acids)
Biological process (GO): intracellular iron ion homeostasis; iron ion transport
Cellular component (GO): cytoplasm
Molecular function (GO): ferrous iron binding; ferric iron binding
Source: RefSeq, a predicted model, not a curated record
UUUUUAAUUCGUAUAAAUAAUAAUAUGAAAUCUGUGUGUUGGUUAAAUUUUCGACGAGUUUUCUCAUCAAUGGUGCGCCAGCAUUUUGCCAAGGAAUGUGAAGUGGCCUUGAAUAAACAGAUCAAUCUGGAAUUGAAUGCAUUCUAUAGAUAUUUGGCAAUGGCAUUUCAUUUUAAUCGCAGUGAUGUUGCCUCGCCCGGAACAUUUCGAUUUUUCAAAACAGCCAGCGACGAAGAACAUCAACAUGCCAUUAAAAUAAUGGAAUAUAUCAAUAAAAGAGGUGGUGAUAUAAAACUCAUGCCUAUUGAAGAACCAAAACAGUCCUAUGAAUCGAUUAAGGAUGCAAUGCUGGAAGCUUUGGAUAUGGAAAAGUCGGUUAAUGAGGCCCUUCUGGAAGCCCAUGCCAUUGCAUCGGCAAACAAUGAUCCAAAUAUGUGUGAAUUCUUGGAGUCGCAUUUUUUGCAAGAACAAGUGGAUGGCAUCAAACAACUGGCGGAUUAUAUUACACAAAUUGAAACCUCCGAAUGUGAGCUCAGUAAUUAUUUGUUUGACAAGUAUUUAUUGCACGAGGAUCAAAGUAUGCACAAGAAAUAAACAAAUUGGAUUUAAUUUUUAAAUAAAAAUAUAACAAAAUUUA